CAAGAUAAGGUGGUGGAAGUGGAACCGCCAAUUCUAUACUUCCCUUUUCCCAUUUCAUUUGAGGACCCAAAAGUCCUAGAGGCCGAAAGGUCACGCCUUUGGGUCCCAUUUCAAAAUUGACCAUCUUCUCCCUUUGGCUUUUAACCUUUUUGGGUUCAUCUUUGCCAUUGAACAGUACAAACGUGAACUUUACUCCAGCAGUUUCAAGAUCUCCAGGCAAAAGUGAUUUUUUUCUCCAAUCUUUUCUCUUUUCAAGUUGUACAACCUUAAGUGUGAACACUUUUCAUUCUUUUGCAUUCUAGAACAUAUGUUCUUUUCUUUCUUCUCUUUUUUUAAGUAUGGCUUUUGUUUUGUCCUGACCAUGGACCAAGGUCUAGAAAGCAUAUUUAUUAAUUAAUUCUAUGCAGAAAAAGGUAUAUAAUUAAUCUAAUGGGAAAAGGUAAUCCCAAAAUCUUUGUGCUUGUUUACAACAAAGAAUUUGGUAUUAAUUAAGUGAUAAGGAAGGAAUUACUAGAUUCCCCUGUGGUGGGUUUUCUCAGGUUCUGAAAGUUCUUCUCAUUCUUUUUGGGUUUUGGUUUUCCUCCUUUUUAUUUUUUGGAGAACAUGGCUGCUAUAUUUUGGCUUUAUUGGUGUUUUUGAGGGAUGCAUUCCCCAUGGAACUGGCUUUUAGCAAAUGGGUAUUCACAUUUGUGCUGUUCUUUAGCCUCUUCUUCUAUGGAGCACACUCAGUGGAUGGAUUACAUGGGAAUUCUAAAGUUAGAGCAGUGAACUUGGGAGGGUGGCUUGUUAUUGAAGGUUGGAUUAAGCCUUCAUUAUUUGAUGGAAUUUCUAAUGGAGACAUGCUUGACGGAACAGACGUCCAAAUCAAGUCGGUAACACUGCAGAAGUACGUGUCUGCCGAGAAUGGCGGAGGCAUGAAUAUAACCGUGGACAGAGAUUCACCUUCUUCGUGGGAAACCUUCAAGCUGUGGAGAGUUUCUGCAUCACAGUUUCAGUUCCGGACAUCCCAAGGCCAAUUUUUGACGUGUAAUGGUUUAGGAUGCUCUGUUUCUGCAACUGCUGGAUCUCCUUCAACUUCAGAAACAUUUGACGUUGAAAGGAAUAAUGAUAGGGUUCACAUAAAAACAACAACUGGAGCUUACUUGCAGGCUACAUUAGGAGGUCAGCUUACAGCAGACUUUCCAGGGAAGCCAGGAUGGGACCUUAAUGCAGCCACAUUUCAAAUGAUGAUCGUUUCGAAUAACUUGCAUGGAGAUUAUCAACUUGCUAAUGGCUAUGGACGUAAGGAGGCUAAACGGAUUCUUAAGAAACAUAGAAACACUUUUAUCACAAUAGAAGACUUCAAUUUUUUAAAUAGACAUGGAAUUAAUUCUGUGAGAAUUCCAGUCGGAUGGUGGAUUGCUUAUGAUCCUGAUCCUCCUGCUCCGUACAUUGGUGGAACUUUGGAAGCUCUUGAUAAUGCAUUUUCAUGGGCACAAUCUUACAAUAUAAGAUGCAUAAUUGAUCUCCAUGCUGCUCCUGGCUCUCAAAAUGGGAUGGAGCAUAGUUCAAGUAGAGAUGGUUCAACAAACUGGCCGGCUUCAGAUUACAUCUCACAAACAAUGCAUGUUAUAGAUUUUCUAGCCUCCAGGUAUGCAAAACAUCCAGCAUUGCUGGGAAUUGAGCUAUUGAAUGAACCAUCUGCAGCCACAGUUCCAUUGGAUACUUUAGUUUCGUAUUAUAAACAAGGCUAUCAAAUUGUACGAAAAUACUCUGCAUCAGCGUAUGUAAUAGUUUGCCAAAGAAUUGGAAAUGCAGAUCCAUUGGAACUUUAUCAGGCAAAUAUCGGAUCACAUAAUUUAGUAGUUGAUUUGCACUAUUACAAUCUAUUUGAUACUUUCUUUGUGAAUAUGAGUUCUGCGGAUAAUAUACAAUUCAUAUACAAGAGCAGGCAAGCUCAACUACAAACCCUGAACAAUGCAAAUGGCCCACUUAUUUUUAUUGGGGAGUGGGUGAACGAGUGGAAUGUUACAAGUGGUUCUCAGACGGAUUAUCAAGACUUUGGCAAGGCUCAGUUGGAGGUUUAUAAUGCAGCUUCAUUUGGAUGGGCUUAUUGGACGCUAAAAAAUGACAGAAAACACUGGGAUUUUGAAUGGAACAUCAGGAACAACUAUCUCCAAUUGGGGAAGUCAGCCAACAAACAGAACUUUAUGAUUCUGAUAUUGUUAGGACUAGCAUAUACCCUGUCCUACCUUAAUCAAGUCUUGUGACAAAAUCCCAAUUGAGAUGCUUUAUGACACACCAUUGAUGAGGAUUAUUAUGUAAAGGCACCUUUAUUUCGCUGCUGUUCAACCAUCACAUUCUUUAUUUCUUUGCAAAUUUGCAAAAAAUUUAUCGUCAAAACAGAGUAUUUUUCUAUAAACAUAGAGAUGUAAUUGUUUACUCAAUAAUAUAACCACAAAUAAAUUCAAAAAAUUCUUUUUAA
This is a messenger RNA of Humulus lupulus (European hop), 2464 nucleotides long. RefSeq names its product probable glucan 1,3-beta-glucosidase A. Gene Ontology annotation, cellular component: cytoplasm; actin cytoskeleton. The coding region runs from base 654 to 2249 and encodes 531 amino acids. The transcript is spliced from 10 exons. Gene Ontology annotation, biological process: establishment or maintenance of cell polarity; cell migration; actin filament bundle assembly. Gene Ontology annotation, molecular function: hydrolase activity, hydrolyzing O-glycosyl compounds; actin filament binding. NCBI's taxonomy places the organism in Eukaryota, Viridiplantae, Streptophyta, Magnoliopsida, Rosales, Cannabaceae. The record is from RefSeq and is a predicted model, not a curated record.